Molecule: messenger RNA, 1669 nt
Organism: Dimorphilus gyrociliatus
Lineage: Eukaryota; Metazoa; Annelida; Polychaeta; Dinophilidae
Source: the annotation of a GenBank genome assembly
AAUGAAUGAUUACUCAGUGAAAUGGAAAGAAUCUUGUGUAAAAUUACUAGAAGUUAUGCUUAGAUUAGACGAUACGGCUUAUUUUAGAGGCAGAUACAAAGCUAAAACGGCGGCUCAGGUGAAAUUUUGCGAUUAUUUAUCUCAUCAAGGAAUGCAAUGUGAACCAAGUCUGUUUGAAAUAAAAAAGAAAAUCAUUUAUGGAGACUAUGUUCACCCACUUCAAGUCGGUCAAGAUGUUCGAGCUCUCUUGAAUCAUGCUAUUUCAUUCUUUUCACCGUCGGACCAGGAUGGAAUAGCAGCUAGUAGAACUUUAUAUUUCUUUGAAAAAGAGUUCCAAAAGAUCCUAACUAACCAAUCACGGGAUGAAAAUCCAAGAAAAAGGAUUAGGACAAAUCAACCGUCAACAUCUGUAGAAAUUCAAACAUUACCAACAAGUCACGAAGGAUCUGGCAUCAUGCUUGGCUGUAAAGGCGGAGAGGAUCAAACUAAUAAAGUAUCUCAGAAUGUCAACUCUUGUCGUCUUCAUAUAAAAGAAAUGUGGCUGGGAAGUCAAAUACUAUCGAGUUCAGUGAAAAUAUUCGAUAAACAGGUUUCAUUCAGAGUGAAAAAACAAACAAGUCCGGACAUUUACCAAUAUGACUUGGAUGCAGAGGAUAUUGUGAAAAUUGUUUUCCACUCUUGUUCCAAUAGCACUGGUGUUCUCCUGUUCUACGUUAUGCCUAAUGCCAUAAGGGAGAUGAAAGCUUCUCUCAGUGAUAAUCAUAUAAACUCUAGUGUUAUAACAUUAGUUCUACACAGACUCGACGUUCAAAGUAAAAUUCUUUUACAAGGAUAUAUCCAUCAACUAUGCCAACGAUCACCUUUUGCGUCUAUGUUCGAAGAGGUUGACAAGAAUACUAUUCAAAAUCUAUUGAAAAAGUCUCUACAUCCAUCUCAUAUCGAGCGUUUCAACAAAUUCUUCCCUAUCUUGUCUUUGGCGUCUACAAUCUCAUCAACUAGAGUUGCACCAUCAACAAUGAUAACAACAGUAGUAGAAAACCCAGUCACACAAAUGAAGUCAGCAGGACCAGGACCAUCGACAUCAACAGCUUCAUUUGCAUGUAAAAACGAGCAAUAUGUAAAUGCUGCAGAAAUACUUGACGAAAUCUUAAAUUUAUCGUCCUCUUAUUCAUCUCCCGUAUCUGGAACGGAAACGAAUGUAAAUCCAUCAUUUUCAACAAAUAUUAAUCCUAUAUCAAGUGUACUUGCUUACAAUCCUAAUCAACCGGUACAGUCAACAAAUUUUCAGCAGUUUCCUAAUCAGUCGCAAGUUCAAAAUGAUCUUAUAGGACCAAUAUUUAAUGAAGGUUCACAGAAUACAGACUUUGAAUCAAAAGGCGAUAACGAAGACGAAGAUGUGAUUGUUGCAUCGGAGAAAGUUAGCUUAAAGUGUCCCAUUACGCAAGUUGUAAUGAAAGAAGCUAUGUUGAACAAAAAAUGUAAACAUUCGUACGAUUUAAAUGGAAUAACAAGCUAUUUAAAUGCUCGGAAAGGUAAAGCAACACAAUGUCCGGUUUCGGGUUGUACCAACGAAAACAUUGAAAUGAAUGAUUUACUACCGAACGUCAGACUGCAAAAUAUGAUAAAUAGAAACCGUUCAGAACCUAAUAGAAGUGUUUUCACCUUAUAG